Messenger RNA from Neoarius graeffei (lesser salmon catfish), 7089 nucleotides. Its product is annotated as protocadherin Fat 4. The coding region runs from base 142 to 7065 and encodes 2307 amino acids. The transcript has 12 exons. Gene Ontology annotation, cellular component: catenin complex; adherens junction; plasma membrane. NCBI's taxonomy places the organism in Eukaryota, Metazoa, Chordata, Actinopteri, Siluriformes, Ariidae. The record is from RefSeq and is a predicted model, not a curated record. Gene Ontology annotation, molecular function: calcium ion binding; cadherin binding. Gene Ontology annotation, biological process: homophilic cell-cell adhesion; multicellular organism development; cell-cell junction assembly.
UUUGUUUCACAGCCUUCUUUCCCCUGGAUUUGCAUCAGUUUUAAGGAUGUUCGACUUCGAGAGCACUGCAGUAAUCUCUCAUAUGUCACUUCGGAAGACUUUCACUACCUGCACAGAGAGGUAAAUGGAUGCACACAACCAAUGGCUCCUUUAGGAUUGAUGAGCCUCAUGUUCCUUAUGCGCUCUUUGAUUCUCUGCACGCUGGCUGGAUAUGGGGUGCAUUGCUCAAAUCUGGCUUCUCAAACUAAUGACUGGUUGAACAUCUCUGUUCCUCUGAACAGAGCCAGCACCCAGUUAUUCUUCACCAAGUCUGUAUAUACUUUUGAAGUGAAAGAAGAUACACAGCCAGGAACAAUUGUGGGACAUCUGGAAGCAGUACAUAAUGAAGGACACAGGAGCCUAAUGUAUUCUGUGCUAGAGGAUGAUGGAGAUGGCCUUUUCCUUCUCAACCCACAUUCUGGAGAGUUCCUUUUAUCCCGUGUGUUGGAUUUUGAGGCAGAGCAAUUCUACAUCCUAACAGCAGCAGUACAGUCCACAGAUAGUCAGCUUACAAGAGUCAGGGUGUAUUUCAACGUGGUUGACGUCAAUGAUAACCCACCGGUAUUCAAACUGAAUGUUUACUCCGUUUCCCUGCAAGAAGAUGCGCGGAUCGGCCUGUGUUUCUUCAACUUAAAUGUCUCAGAUGCCGAUGAUGGAAUAAAUGGAGAAUUGGAUCUUGCCAUAAUAUCUGGAGACAGCGAAAACAGGUUUUCAAUAAACAAAAUGGAUAAUUUGUGUUUAAAACAAGAGUUAGACAGAGAGAAAUGUGCAAUUUACAGUCUUUUAAUUCAGGCCAAUGAUCGUUCGGUACCUGAAGACACACAUCUUACAAGCACUGUGCGUGUUUCUAUUUAUGUUGAGGACAUUAAUGACAAUGCUCCACUCUUCAUAUCGGACAGUACUGUGUCCUGUCCAGAGGAUAUCCCUCUUCAGUCUGUUGUUACAGUUAUACAAGCAGUCGAUGCAGACUCUGGAGCCAAUGGGGAUGUUCUAUACAGUCUAGAGAAUUUAGGAAGGGGAUUGUUCAGCAUCAGUCUCACAACUGGAGUCAUAUAUCUGCAGAAACAAUUGGACAGGGAGCUUGAAGAGAUCAUUACGAUCACAGUAACAGUCAGAGAUAAAGGAUUUCCUCAGCUGUCCAGCUCUAUGAACCUGACAGUGGUUGUUGAGGACAUCAAUGACCAUGACCCAGUGUUUUCACAGGCCUCGUAUAGCCUGUUUAUAUAUGAAGGCACUCCUCAUGGAACAAGCCUGCUUACCAUUCAAGCAAAUGAUAAUGAUACUGGGAAUAAUGGAGAAGUACGGUAUGAGAUCUCAGAGAGUGGGUUUCUAGUGGACUCAGUCUUGGGUGUCAUCUCAGUAAUACACCAGUUGGACAGAGAGAGGAACUCUUUCUAUUCUUUCACUGUUACAGCAAUGGAUAAGGGAGAUGUUCAAAGAUCUUCAACAGCCACCAUAAAUAUCACACUACUGGAUGUAAAUGACUGUGUUCCUGUUUUCUCCCAAGAAUUACUCAUUUUACAUGUACUAGAGAAUGAGGAAGAUCCUUCAGAGACCAUUCAUCAGAUAUCUGCAUUUGAUGAAGACCUGGGAGUAAACAGCCAUUUGACAUACUUUAUCAAGAAUGGAAAUUCAAAGGAGUUGUUCGUAUUAGAUCCAAAUGGAACAUUCCACAUAUUACAAAGUCUUGACAGGGAGGUACAAAGUCACCACGUAUUAACGAUAAUCACUGUGGACUCAGGUGUCCCUCCACUGACAGGAACAGGAACUAUACAUGUUCUUGUUGAUGAUGUCAAUGACAAUAAGCCUGUAUUUGAUGAUGAUGAAUUUAGUACAUUUAUAUCAGAAGAUGACCCAAUUGGAACGAUAUUUGCAACAAUUACAGCCACAGACAAAGAUGUUGGUGUAAAUGGGCAAAUCAGGUAUUCUUUAGAAAGAUCCAGUGCACCAUUUUCCAUAAAUGAAACAAACGGAGAGUUAUUUACCACCGGUGCCCUGGACAGAGAGGCAAUGGCCUCUUACAGUUUGACUGUAGUUGCCCAUGAUGGGAAUGCCACGAAUUCUCUCUCAAGUUUGACUACUGUACGAGUAAUAGUACAGGAUGUGAAUGAUAACUCACCCCAAAUACUCUAUGGACCAUAUGUUGCCAAUGUUCCUGCUGAACUGACCAAAGGAUCAGUAGUGUGUGCAGUAAUGGCCGAGGACGCAGACGAAGGAAAUAACGGACAGCUGAAUUUCUCUCUAUAUGGACAAGAUGCCCAUCUCUUUACUAUAAAUUCUGACAGGGGAACCGUGUUCAGCACAGAGGCCCUCAAAAGUACAAGAGACAUUACAGUCAGUGUUCGUGUGCAGGAUGGAGGUGCCAAUCCUAAAAUAGAUAACACCACCUUGACUGUACGAUUCCAAAAUGCUUCAGAUUUUCCCCAUCUUGUGGUGCAGGUCAGUCAGCAUUUGCUCCCUGAAGACACACUUCCUGGAACCAUGGUGGCAGUAGCUACAGCAGACACAAAUAGAUUUGAACCUAUAUCUUUUUACUUGGCAACUGGAAACAUUGGAGAGGUAUUUGAGCUACAUGAGCAGACUGGUGAGAUGAAGGUGAAAGGAUCUUUGGAUUUUGAAAGCAACAAAGAUUUCCAUCUUUUAGUCGAGGCUAGAGACUCAGGUCUCCCACCGUUUUCCACUUAUGCUGAAAUUUAUUUGAACGUCAGUGAUGUGAACGAUAACCCACCUAUCUUCACGAUGAAAGAGUAUCGGUGCGAAGUAUUUGAGAACUUACCUGUGGGUUGGGUAUGUGAUGUGGUUGCGACUGAUGCUGACUCUCCUGCAAAUGGACAAGUACAAUAUACCAUUUUGUCUGGGAACAUAGAUGAUGCAUUUACAAUAGAUAAAACUCAUGGCAUUCUUCGAACAAAAAGGAGUUUAGACAGAGAGGACAUACCAGAGUACAAACUCAUUAUUAAAGCUGUAGAUAAAGAUGACAGUAGGCACACUUCGACUGCAGUAGUAAAUAUAGUUGUUCUGGACACAAAUGACCAUGCACCUCGUUUUUCUGAGAUUUUCUUUAUAGAGCUUUCUGAGGAUGCACUAGCUGGCUUUCCAGUGAUCCACAUAACAGCUAUGGAUGAAGAUAUUGGUGUUAAUGCUAUCAUUUCUUAUUCUAUUGAAGACCAAGAUGAGCAAAUACCUUUCAGUAUUGACAGAAAUAGUGGAAGAAUAUUUGUGGUGGGUCCUUUGGAUAGAGAGCAUCAAGACCAUUAUAUUGUGAGAGUUAAUGCUAAUGAUUCAGCUUGGAGCAUCAGUACAGAUGUCACUGUAAUCAUUACAGAUAUCAAUGACAAUAUACCAUUUUUUUCACAGCCCAGGUAUUUUGUAACUAUUCCUGAGACAAAAGACAAGGACAUUUUCCUUUUAAAAGUCACUGCCAUGGACAGGGACCUUGGACAAAAUGCCCAAAUUAUGUACUUUAUUGAACCACCAAGUGAGAAGUUCUUUGUUAACAUAUCUACUGGAGACAUUUCUACAAAACAACUGAUUAUCCUCAAUGAAUCUGAAUCUCAAAGCUUUAACUUUACUGUUGUAGCUGUAGAUUGUGGCAAUAUACCUUUGAACAGCUCAGUCAUGGUCACAGUAAUCUUUGUUCAACAUAAUUAUUUUCCACCCUCUUUUUUGCCUUUUAUGCCAAAUGUGUCAGUUCCUUUUACCUUGCCUGUUGGAACAGAGGUUCUCCAUUUAACAGCCAUAGAUCCAGACUUUCCAAAAAAGAACAAUAGUGUUGAGUACAUCAUCAGUGGAGGGAACGCAUCAAAUUAUUUUGAGGUGGAACAUUUUACUGGGAAAGUAUGUUUGAAUAGAACAUUCAGGCCCAAUUUCAGCACUUUCCUCAAUCUUGUAGUUACAGCCAAAGACAGAGGCUUCCCUCCUCUUUCUGCCCAGAUUGACAUCAAGUUGGAAGUAACACAGGAAAAUUUGUUCAGUCCCUAUUUUUCAGAAAAUCACAUUGCAUUUUCUGUCCCCGAAAACCUCCCUUUGGGGUCGGUCAUUGGAAAGAUUCAGGCACAAGAUCAAGAUGCUGGUUUGAGUGGAUUGGUGUCUUAUUCAAUUGAAGAUGGGAAUACGGAUGGACUGUUUUAUAUAGAGCACCUUUCAGGACUGAUCAAGCUAGCGAAACACCUUGACUUUGAGACGAUAGAAAUUCAUCACAUUCUUAUCAUUGCCAAAGAUGGAGCCUGGUUCUCCAAGACUGGGAGAAUCAGUGUCACCAUAAAUGUUACAGACAUUAAUGAUAAUCCACCAGUCUUCACUUCUACUGAGUACAUGGCUUCUCUCUUAGAAAACAGUGCAAUAGGAUCUUCAGUGAUUCAGAUCAUCGCCACUGAUAAAGAUUCUGGAAGUAAUGCACAAAUAACGUAUUCACUAAUAUCAGGGGACAUGGAUUACUUUUAUUUGGAUUCCAUAAACUGUACUAUAUACACUCUGGAGAUGCUUGACUUUGAGCAACAGCAGAGUUUUGAACUUACUGUCAAGGCCUCUAACUUAGAUAAUCAAAAUUUAUAUGAUAUAGCACAUGUUACCAUUCAGUUGAUAGAUGUCAAUGAAUAUAUACCGAGUUUCCAGAAACAUAUUUACAACUUCUCUGUGCCUGAAACUGUUCCUUUACAAACAGAAAUUGGAAGUGUUGUGGCUAUAGAUUAUGACUUGGGGUUUAAUGGUGAGAUUCAUUACUUACUUUUUGGUCAAAGUAAAAAAGCUGGCUUUGUAGUUCAUGAAAAGAGUGGAAAGAUAUACACCUCCAAAGACAUGAGAAAUCAAGGACAGAAUCAUGCUGCUCUCCACAUAAUUGCUAAAAACAGAGGGAGCAUUACCGGCUUCAACGUUGAUGAAGCCCUUGUUCACAUACAUAUAAUUGAUGAAAAUGAUCCUCCAGAAUUUGAUUCUGCUCUCUAUGAAAUAAUGAUACGCGAGGAUACUUCAGUUGGGACCUCUGUAGUUCAAGUAAGCGCCUCAGAUCAAGAUGUAGUACUGAAAUGGAGCAGGUUCUCCUAUGGCAUAGAGAGUGGAAAUGUUAACAACUCCUUCAUUAUUGAUCCUGUCACUGGAAUUAUCAGCGUAUACAAUGAGCUGGAUAGAGAGUUGUGGCCUUUUUAUAACCUCACAGUUAUCGCGAUUGAUGAGGGCUCACAUCCUGAAACAGGCAGCACAUCUGUAGUCUUUACCAUUAUUGACAUCAAUGAUAAUGCCCCUAGACUUACAUCCACAGAUGGAUUUGUUCGGGAAAAUCAGCCACAUGGCACAUUAGUGGCUACAUUGACAGCUGUUGAUGAUGAUCUCCCUCCAAAUCAAGGUCCUUUCACAUACUGGCUUAUAAGGCCUGCCUUGAGAAACAGUUUUACACUCACAUCUGAUGGAGUUCUUUUCACUUCCAGACCACUGGAUCGUGAAGUCAGUCCUUUUUUCGAUAUACAUGUAGUAAUCCAGGAUGCAGGUUCCCCUCCCUUGUCCUCCACCACCAUGUUUCAUGUUAAGGUUCUGGAUGAAAAUGACAAUCCACCAGUACAACGAACAAUCAAUAUUUUUGUCAAAUAUUAUGGAACCUUUUUCCAUGGAGGACUGAUUGGUAAUGUGAGACCAGAUGAUCUGGAUGAAUUAGAUGUGUUUAACUGCACUAUUAUAAAUGGACAGAGGAAGAUGUUUAGUUUUCCUUUUGGGAUGUGUGACUUAUGGUCUUCACCAUUUCAAGGAGAGGCAGCACACAAUUUCACUGUUGAAGCAAGUGACCACUUCCACCCAUCAGUAAACAACAGCAUCUAUGUAAAUUAUAAAGGGUUUACCAAUUUGUCAUUGGACAAUUGUGUCUUGUUCUAUGUCUCUUUUGCCAAUCUUGAGAACUUUUUGUCACUGAACUACCUGAAGUUUGCAAAAGCUCUGGAUAGCCUCUUCAAUCUACAAGCAUCUAAGAGUCAUGUAUUUGGAAUGAGGAUACAGGGCAAUGAAACAGUUCUUCUUGCAGCAAUGAAAAGUUAUAAUGGACUGUAUCUGAGUGGAACUGUGGCAAGUGGCAUCUCACGCAUGCAUAAGAAGUUGCUUGAGGUACAGAGCAAUGUGACUAUAUCUCAAAUAACCAGUGAUCCGUGCUCACUCAAACCCUGCCAAAAUGGUGCCACCUGUAACAGAAAUAUCCAUAUUACUCAAGAUGUUGCUGUUUUGGAGAGUUCUCGUCUCAUAUUUGUGUCUCCACAGUAUGCAGAGGUUUAUAACUGUUCAUGCCCUGCUGGCUUUACUGGAACUAGGUGUGAGUAUGAUAUAGAUGAAUGCUUGGAAAACCCUUGUGAAAAUGGAGGUAGCUGCUUUAACAACCCUGGAGGAUUUCUAUGCCAUUGCUCAGAGGGCUUCUCUGGAAUGCAUUGUUCUGUUGUUGAUAAUGAGUGUCAGAGAGUGGUGUGUUCAAAUGGUGGGACAUGCUGGAACAUACAAGGAGGAUUCUUCUGUGACUGCAGACCUGGAUAUGAAGGAAGAUUUUGUGACUACAUUAUAGACCAUUGUGCAUCAUCCCCUUGCCUCCAUGGCCAAUGCUCAAAUUUUUUAACAGGGUAUACUUGUCACUGUCCAUUUGGUGUCACUGGAGUUAACUGUGAAGAGCAUAGUUAUGGCUUUGAGGAGUUGUCCUAUUUGGAAUUUCCCCCUUUAAAUCCCAGAUACAAUUUUAUCUCUCUGGAAUUUGCAACUGUGAAACAGAACUCUUUGCUUUUGUACAAUCCGGGAGAGCUGUCAACUUCAGAGUUUCUUGCACUUGAAAUUGUGGAUGGAAGGCUACGUCUCUCUUUUAAUCUUGGGUCAGGGGUUACAAGACUGGAGACAGCUAAACCAGUGGCUGAUGGAAGCUUCCACAAUGUCACUCUUAGGAGAAUUGGAAAUAUAGCCUCUUUGGAGGUUGACAGCUGCAGUGCUGAUGAGCCUAGAGAUUUUUGUUUGUCACAGCUUGAAGGUAUUGGAAAACAGAGUUUUCAGCAGUCUGAGCUCAAAGGCUAAUGCGUAUAUAGCUACCAGUGAUGC